Molecule: messenger RNA, 2774 nt
Organism: Clarias gariepinus (North African catfish)
Lineage: Eukaryota; Metazoa; Chordata; Actinopteri; Siluriformes; Clariidae
Gene: mipepa
Product: mitochondrial intermediate peptidase a
Exons: 19
Coding region: 294-2396 (700 amino acids)
Biological process (GO): peptide metabolic process
Cellular component (GO): mitochondrion
Molecular function (GO): metalloendopeptidase activity
Source: RefSeq, a predicted model, not a curated record
GUGCACUUCAUGUCUGAUGACAAGCGGUUUGGGAUGCAGCCUGGUGGUCUUCCGUCUAUCUAAAACCCACAUGCCUUUAACAUAACCUUUACUUUACUAAUGAGGUUAUUAACCACCAAAAGUGGUGACGUUAGAUAUUCGAAUUAAUGUUAAACAAAGCGAUUAAACUAAGGAGAAGUGAUAAAGAUAACGUGAAUGUUAUACAUGUUUCUAUCCAGGUAUACAGCAGGCUAGCUUCCCAUGCACGCUAGUGAGUGUUAGUGCAUGUCAGUGUGUAAGUUAAGUGUUUAGCCAUGUCUGCUUCUAAAGCGCUGUUUCUGAGAGUGUUAAGGCACAAAGUUGCUUUAAAGCUCUGGAGGAGAAAUGUCACCACCUGGUCACCAGUUGGAGCUGCUUUCAACGUUAAAGCUGUGAGCAGGCUGGACCUGUUUCAACAAAAUGUGGGUUUGUUUGGAGUUCCUGAGCUGAGCUGCACAGAGGGAUUCAAGGUGAUCCAGGAGAAAGCUCUGCAGGAGACCGAGCGCCUGGUGGAGAAAGCCUGCAGCUCGCCGCCUGGCCAUGUGACUGUGGAGACAUUCGAUAAACUUUCAGACAGUUUAUGCAGAGUGGCUGAUCUGGCAGACUUUAUCAAAGUUGCCCAUCCUGAUCCGCUGUACCGAGAAGCAGCAGAAAAAACCUGCAUGCAGAUCGGUACCACAGUGGAGAAGCUUAACACAAAUGUUGAGUUGUGUAAGAGUUUAAAGAACCUGUUGGAUAAUGAAGAAGUGAUGGCCAAACUGGAUCCAGAAACAAGGAGAGUAGCCGAGCUGUUCAUGUUUGACUUUGAGAUAAGUGGAAUCCACCUGGACGAAAAACAGAGGAAAGAAGCAGUCAAGUUGAAUGUGCAGCUGUUGGAUCUCAAUAAUCAGUUUCUUACAGGCUGCCACAUGCCAAACCGAAUAGACAUGAGAGCUCUCCCUAAACACAUCCUCCAGCAAUUUACCAACGAAGGGAAAUAUGUACAGAUUGCAGGACUGCAUGCUGAUGCACCAGAUGAUCUGGUUCGGGAAGUUGCCUACAGGAUUUUCCUGUACCCUAAUGAAGAUAUGAUGCGCAUCCUUGAGGAACUGCUGUCUUCUAGGCAUAAACUGGCCAACCUGGUUGGCUAUGAAUCUUAUGCACAUAGGGCAUUAAAAGGGGCCAUGGCUAAAUGCCCAGACACUGUGAUGAACUUCCUGCAACUUUUGACAGAUAAACUCAAAGACAGGACUGAAAAAGACUUUCAAAUGAUGAGAGAGAUGAAGACCAGAUUCAAUCCUAGAAAUCCAGAGCUCAUGCCAUGGGAUCACCCCUAUCUGAGUGGUGUUGUACGUGCUGAGAGAUUUAAUAUUGAGCCAAGUUUAUAUAGCCCUUAUUUUUCGCUUGGAUCCUGCAUGGAAGGUCUAAACAGUCUUUUUACACAUCUCUUUGGUGUGUCACUUUUGGCUGAACAGCCUAGUGCAGGAGAAGUGUGGAGUGAGGAUGUACGCAAACUGGCAGUGGUACAUGAAUCUGAAGGAUUGCUGGGAUACAUUUACUGUGACUUCUUCUAUAGACCAGACAAGCCUCAUCAGGACUGCCAUUUCACUAUCCGUGGAGGGAGGCGGCUGGACGAUGGGCAGUACCAGUUGCCGGUAGUAGUGCUGAUGCUAAACCUCCCUCACCCUACUAAGAGCACGCCAACACUCCUUACACCAGCCAUGAUGGAGAACCUCUUCCAUGAAAUGGGUCACGCCAUGCACUCGAUGCUUGCACGCACACACUACCAGCAUGUGACCGGAACGAGGUGUACCACUGAUUUCGCUGAGGUGCCCUCUAUUCUAAUGGAGUUCUUUGCAACUGAUUAUCGUGUGAUCAACCAGUUUGCUCGCCACUAUCAGACAGGACAGCCUUUGCCCCAGAGUAUGGUGGCACGACUCUGCGAGUCCAAAAAAGUCUGUGGUGCUGCUGACACUCAACUUCAGGUUUUUUAUGCAGCCUUGGACCAAGUUUAUCAUGGCAAACCCCAAAAACGGUCAACAACCGAUAUCCUGAUAGACAUGCAACAAAAAUACUACGGCUUACCUUACGUUCCCAACACAGCAUGGCAGCUGAGAUUCAGUCACCUUGUUGGCUAUGGGGCGAAGUACUACUCUUACCUAAUGUCUCGGGCUGUAGCUUCCAUGGUCUGGAGGCAGUGUUUCCAUAAGGACCCUUUAAACAGGGAAACUGGAGAGCGCUACCGCAGAGAGAUGCUGGCUCACGGGGGAGGGAAGGAGCCCAUGCUGAUGGUGGAAGGCAUGUUGCAGAAAAGACCGUCCACCGAGGAUUUUGUUGAUGCCCUUGUCUCCGAACUGGACCCAGACUUUGAGACAUUCUUCAUGGACUCCGAGGGAUGAAUUAAUGCCUCUUUAAUAAAAAGAAAGGUCCUAGUACUCAUCAAAGGUUGUCUAGGAAAGAAGUGACAUGCCAGGGUCACAGUCCCACACUCACAUAUAACAAGAAUGCAGUCCAUUCAGAUGUGUAUUCCAAGAGACACUAAGCUCUUGGAAUACAGCUCUUCUCCGAGGGUGUUGAAUAUAAAGGUCACUACAAACGUUAGUUUUGUGAAGCAUAAGUGUGCAUGUGUGUUACGCUGAUAUCGGAUACACAACAUGCACAAUUUGACCUGAAAGAAUAUUGACACAUAACAAUCACACCUGUAUGUGCUUUUUGAACUUUCCAUUGUAGAUUUAGUCUCCCUUUGCUAUAAAUAAAAACCUCCACCCUUCCCUUAA